GCAUAUUCGCGUGUGUUCUAGAAUGAUCGCGCGCGGACCGAAUCUGAUACUUAUUUUUUUUGUGUACGGUUCAGAUUCUAGAAGAAAGUGGGUUCUUCCAUAUCACUAGUGUUCCCAGUCAUGUCGCAGUAGAACAUGUGGUCUAGUGGAUAUGAGCUUUAUUUUUUGAUUAGUCCAACUGGAUGUAUUGACCUAAGUUGCUAGAAUGAAGAGUAAAGAUUUCCGGGCGUGACCGAUUCAUGAUUUCACGCGUUUGCAGGUUCGCGUUUGAGACCACGUUUGUGACUUCUAUUUGGUAAUACCUCUCAGCUCGUAAUUAUGCAAAGUAACCACGAAUCGACCGCGACCGGACCGACAGUUCUGUUUAUCGAUAUCAAACAAUUGGAAACAAACAAAAGAUCAUAGCAUAAAGUUUUAUACGGACAUGUGCGAAUGUUUGGUACCAUAGUAGCGCGCUAUUGAUGUCAGUUUAAAAUUGUGACUAUAAAAAGAAUUGGAUCAACGUUUUCAGUAUCAGUUUGAAGCAACACCACUUGGAAUAGACGAUCGAGAUGGCUUUCCAACUAGUCUCAAUCUUCGCGUUAAUUUGUUUAGUUUCAGCAGAUGUAAGUGAACUGUUGCGUCAGCCUUCGAAGAUCCAAAGUCCCAAACCCAUCGCGACACGAUUCUACACUUUCAACACACAGCAAGUGCAACCGCAGUACUACACGGUGCCACAUUUCCACUAUAAUAACCAUGGUCCAAGACAGCACCUUUACGAUAGCAUCAUCGUCGAUCAACCGCUUGGCGUCCCAUAUACGGUGAUCAGUUCCCCCGAGCCAACCACUUUGCUGCGCACAAACCCAACCGUAAUUGAUACCAACACCGGCAUUGCUUACCAGGUGACCGUCGUUCAACCGGACACCAAAGGACCUUAUCACUACAAUAAACCUAAACAACCGAUAGUUGACUAUCUCGCACCUAUAAAGACACCAAACGACGAUUAUCUACCACCGGUUUCGUCGACUGGCAAAUCAAGCUAGAGAUCGGUGAAGGAUUUCGAAGAAUAACUAAAUAAUUCAAACGAUCAAAAUGAUGCUUUCC
Messenger RNA from Topomyia yanbarensis, 1083 nucleotides. RefSeq lists its product as uncharacterized. The transcript is spliced from 3 exons. The record is from RefSeq and is a predicted model, not a curated record. Lineage: Eukaryota; Metazoa; Arthropoda; Insecta; Diptera; Culicidae. The coding region runs from base 552 to 1022 and encodes 156 amino acids.